UUAAAAAAAUAUAAAAUAAAAAUAAAUAUCUCAUGUAAGCAAACGGGGAUGCGGCAGAGACGGGUUUUGCCUCACUCACUCAACCCAAAGAAGAAGAAAAGAAGAAACCGUUUUCCUCUUUCAUGAUUCUUCUUCUUCUUCUUCUUCUUCUUCAUCAUUGAACCAACCAACGAUCAAUUCAAAAUUUUCACAUUCUUGAGAAUUCGUUGAAAAAAUCAAAAUGGCUUCGAAGCUAACAACAUGUUUUGUGUGCUGGAAUCUCAGCACCGGCUUCGACUGUAAUCACCACCGUAACAACCGCGCAAUGCGCUCUACUUUUCCACCUUCUUCCAAACUCCGACGACACCGUAGCACUAUCAUCAUCAGUUCUCAGCAGAAAAGACAAUAUAACAAGAAAUCAUCACGCCCUUCUUCUAUAGAUGGACCUCUCAACCCACCAAACUCUAAUGAUGAUGAUUCUCUCCACAAUUUUAAUAACAAUUCCUCCUCACCAUCGGCCUUGAACGUAAAUAGAACAGAGCCGGCUGAACAGUUGUCUGAUGGUCAACUUGAGGAUUUGUUAGCCAUGAUAAAAAAUGCAGAAAAAAACAUCCUUCUUAUAAAUCAGGCAAGAGUUCGUGCGCUUGAAGAUCUUCAAAAGAUUCUUUCUGAAAAGAAAGUGUUACAAGCAGAAAUUAAUGUCUUAGAGAUGAGGUUGGCAGAGACUGAUGCGCGGAUUGAAGUUGCUGACCAGGAAAAGACACGUGUGGAACUCUUGGAGGGCCAGUUGGAGAAACUGCAUAGUGAGUUGGCUCAAAAGGGAAGCGAUGCUGAAUUGCAUGACAUUCAAACUGGAGUUUUGAGUGAUGCAAAUGAUACGAUCAGUUCCCUUACUGUGGAGCUUAAUUCAAUAAGAGAGGAAAAUGCCUCUUUGAAGAAUGAAAUAGAAUCAUUUAAAACACAGCUCAAUGAUGUCAAGAACAAUGAUGAACGUUUAGUGGUAUUGGAAAAGGAGCGUUUAUUUUUGGAAUCGGCCCUAAAAGACUUGGAAUCAAAACUGUCAAUAUCUCCGGAAGCUGUAUCUGAAUUGUCUACACUUAAAGUUGAAUGCAAGUAUUUAUCGGAUAAGGUUGAAAAUUUGCAAUUGUUGCUAGAUAAAGCAACCAAACAAGCCGACCAAGCUGUUAUAGUGCUUCAACAAAACCAGGAUCUUCAAAGGGAGGUUGAUAAAUUGGAAGCAACUCUUGAAGAAGCUAACAUCUAUAAGCUAUCAUCUGAUAAAUUGCAAAAAGAUAAUGAACUAAUGCAACAAAAGAUAAAACUAUUGGAGAACAGCCUGGAAAAAUCUGAUGAAGAUAUAAACUCUUAUGUUCAGCUCUAUCAGCAGUCAGUGAACGAAUUUCAAGAUACACUCAAUAUUCUGCAAAAAGGAAGCAAGAAAAAGACGCUGGAUGAACCAGUGGAAGAUAUGCCGUGGGAAUUCUGGAGUCAAUUGUUGCUUCUAAUUGAUGGUUGGGCACUUGAAAAGAAGAUAUCAGUAGAUGAUGCAAAGCUUUUGAGAGAAAAGGUGUGGAAGAAAGACAAGAGUAUUAGUGAUAUAUAUUUAGCUUGCAAAGGACAGAAUGAAGACGAGGCUAUAUCUUCAUUUCUUGGGCUUACAUCUUCUGCAACAAGUCCAGGAUUACAUGUGAUUCAUAUUGCAGCAGAGAUGGCACCAGUAGCCAAGGUUGGUGGCUUGGGGGAUGUUGUCUGUGGUCUAAGUAAAGCAUUGCAAAAGAAAGGACACCUUGUCGAAAUUGUACUUCCCAAAUAUGACUGUAUGCAAUAUGACCGCAUUGGUGACAUAAGAGCUUUGGAUGUGGUGAUAGAGUCAUACUUUGAUGGUCAAUUAUUCAAAAAUAAAAUCUGGGUUGGCACUGUUGAAGGCCUUCCUGUUUAUUUUAUUGAGCCCCAUCAUCCUGAUAAGUUCUUUUGGAGAGGAGACUUUUAUGGCGAGCGUGAUGAUUUUAGAAGAUUUUCAUAUUUUAGCCGUGUAGCACUUGAGUUUCUUCUUCAAGCUGGCAAGAAGCCAGAUAUCAUUCAUUGCCAUGAUUGGCAGACAGCAUUUAUUGCUCCUCUAUACUGGGAUGUAUAUGUCCCAAAAGGAUUAAAUUCAGCUAGGAUAUGCUUUACAUGCCACAACUUUGAGUAUCAAGGGACUGCACCAGCUUCAGAGUUGGAAUCAUGUGGUCUUGAUAGCCACCAUCUAAAUAGACCAGAUAGAAUGCAGGACAACUCAGCACAUAAUAGAGUCAAUUCUGUCAAGGGAGGUGUUGUAUACUCAAACAUUGUAACAACAGUGUCCCCUACUUACGCCCAAGAAGUGAGAACUGCAGAGGGGGGUAAAGGCCUCCAGUCAACUCUCUCUACCCACUCCAAAAAGUUCAUUGGUGUUCUUAAUGGUAUUGACACUGAUAUAUGGAACCCUGCUACUGAUCCAUUUCUUGACGUCCAGUACAAUGCAAAUGAUCUUCAAGGGAAAUCAGAGAAUAAGGAAGCUUUGAGAAGGAAGCUAGGACUUUCUUCUGAAGAUGUUAAGAGGCCAUUGGUUGGCUGCAUAACAAGAUUGGUUCCACAAAAAGGUGUUCAUCUUAUUAGACAUGCAAUAUAUCUAACAUUGGAGCUGGGAGGUCAAUUUGUUCUACUUGGUUCAAGUCCAGUGCCACAUAUUCAGAGAGAAUUUGAGGGCAUUGCCAACCACUUCAAGAAUCAUGACCACAUAAGGCUGAUAUUGAAGUAUGAUGAAUCUCUCUCCCAUACCAUUUAUGCUGCAUCUGACAUGUUCAUCAUUCCAUCAAUCUUUGAACCUUGUGGCCUAACACAGAUGAUAUCAAUGAGAUAUGGUGCCGUACCUAUUGUCAGAAAAACUGGUGGCCUAAAUGACAGUGUUUUUGACAUUGAUGAUGAUACAAUACCUUCACAGUUUCAAAAUGGAUUUACAUUUUUGAAUGCCGAUGAAAAGGGAAUAAACGGUGCCUUAGUACGUGCAAUUAAUCUCUACCAGAAUGAUCCUGAGAGUUGGAAGCAACUUGUUCAGAAGGACAUGAACAUAGAUUUUAGCUGGGAUUCUUCAGCAGCACAAUAUGAGGAGCUCUAUUUAAAAUCCGUGACAAGAGGAAGGGCAACAAAACGUGCUUAAUUUAGCCAAAGGAGGCUUUCUUGUGCUAUCCAUUCAAUUUUGUCGGUUUCCAACGGAUAUGGGAGAUCAGAUUCAAUGCACUAACAGCAGGAUUUAUCUGAGCAUACCUGCCAUGCAAGAACAUCUCUAAUUGAUAAUGAUUACAAAGAUUACAUUGAAUGCGACGUGGCUACCGAAAGUAUGCUGCUAGAUUAAUUCCAAUGAAGCAACAUUUCUCAUGCAUUGAUAAAUUCUAGGUGAUAUUUCAACUUAGCUAUACAUAGCAAGAUUGUGUAGUUAUUUUUAUAUUAUCCCCUCCCUCCUUUUGUACGGUUUUAUAAUAUGUCAAAGGUGUACAAAGGCCAUACAUGUAAAGUGUUACAGCUUAGUUUUCAACUAGAAAGAAUGUAUAAUUUAAUCAAAUACCAAACAAAAUAAAUAUUCUUCCAAUAGUAUAUUAUCUCUCUUGGUUAUCGUCCUGUGAUACCAAAAGUGCAUGCAA
This is a messenger RNA of Trifolium pratense (red clover), 3638 nucleotides long. RefSeq names its product probable starch synthase 4, chloroplastic/amyloplastic. Gene Ontology annotation, molecular function: alpha-1,4-glucan glucosyltransferase (UDP-glucose donor) activity. The transcript has 16 exons. The record is from RefSeq and is a predicted model, not a curated record. Lineage: Eukaryota; Viridiplantae; Streptophyta; Magnoliopsida; Fabales; Fabaceae. Bases 221 to 3157 code for a protein of 978 amino acids.